Molecule: messenger RNA, 136 nt
Organism: Dentiscutata erythropus
Lineage: Eukaryota; Fungi; Glomeromycota; Glomeromycetes; Diversisporales; Gigasporaceae
Source: the annotation of a GenBank genome assembly
ACCAGCCAAAGGAAUAUAGAACCAGAGCUUCUGAGAAUUAUUCUCACGAAUAAUUCUUUGGAUAAAGUUGUAUCAAAUGCUGACAUCGAUUUCAGAUUAUCUGAUUCUCUAACAAUAUUAAAAGGAAGAGUAUCAG